UUUUGAUAAACAUAUGUAUCGAUAAUGCUGUUUUCUUUUUAUGACAAUUAUUUUGUAAGGUUUCUUUUGAUUUUUUUGAUAUAAUACUUAAUUUGUUUAAAUAAAAUAUGUUUAUGUUUGUUUAAAAAUGAGUUAUAUCAGUGAUCUUUCUCAAUCUCAAGAAUAUUUAAGUUAUCGAAGUAGUAUACCAUUACGAAAAAUAUCUGUUGAUAGUGAUGGAACUAAGGGCUGGAGAAUAUAUGAUUGUGGUCCAAAAUCGGUAAAAUGUCCUAUAAUAUGUUUACCACCUGUAUCGGGCACUGCUGAUAUAUUUUUUAAACAAGCUUUAGCUUUAUCAGCAAAGGGAUAUCGUGUGAUCUCAGCCGAACCUCCUGUUUAUUGGACUGUUCGAGAAUUUUGUGAUGGUUUUAAAAAGUUGUUAGAUUAUUUAGAAUUUACUAAAGUACAUAUAUUUGGCGCAUCAUUAGGUGGCUUUUUAGCACAAAAGUUUGCCGAAUCAACAUAUUUGUGCCCACGAGUCGCUUCUUUAGUUCUUUGUAAUUCCUUUACCGAUACAAAAAUAUUUAGUUAUAGAGACUCUGCGUUGUUAUUUUGGAUCUUGCCUGCAAUGGUGCUUAAACGUAUGAUUAUGGGUAAUUUUCAUUGUGAAAAAGUUGAUCCAGAAAUUGUGGAAGCAAUUGAUUUUAUGGUAGAAAGGCUGGAAAGUUUAUCGCAAGCCGAAUUGGCAAGUAGAUUAACAUUAAACUGUAUACCAGAUUAUGUAGAAGUUCACAAGCUAAACGAUCUUCCAGUGACAAUAAUUGAUGUUUUUGAUGAAUAUGCUCUCUCUAGUGAAGUAAGAGAAGAAACUUAUAAAUGUUAUCCUAAUGCAAGACUUGGGCAUUUAAAAUCCGGUGGUAAUUUUCCAUACUUAAGUCGUUCCGAGGAAGUCAAUUUAUAUUUACAGAUUCAUUUACGACAAUUUGAUGGGACCAAAGAAGCAGCUGCUGAUCCAUCGAUUAAAACAUUAAAGCCAUUAGUGUCUAAAAAAUAAGUAAUUUUAUUUUCUAAUGCCACAUUCACACCAACGUUCGUUAACACAGUGCAAAGUUGACGUCAUUUUGGUAUAUCGGAGUAAUGUUCCUCCGAUACACAUCACAUAACAUUUUAAUAUUUAAUAUACAUAUAAUUGU
Chrysoperla carnea is the source of this 1172-nucleotide messenger RNA. Its product is annotated as maspardin-like. The transcript has 5 exons. The coding region runs from base 128 to 1033 and encodes 301 amino acids. NCBI's taxonomy places the organism in Eukaryota, Metazoa, Arthropoda, Insecta, Neuroptera, Chrysopidae. The record is from RefSeq and is a predicted model, not a curated record.